AUGAAGGCGCACCUCGCCGAGUUUGCGAACGCGAAUCUGUUCGGCACGUCCUUCCGCGGCGCCACCAUCACCGACUCCAUCUUCGACCACGCGAACAUCGACCGCGCCGACUUUCGCGGCGUCGUGGGCUUUGAGAAGGCGUCCUUCCUCAUGGUGCAAGGCGUCCCCGUCACGGAUGCCUUUGGGAACGCCGUCCUUGCCACGGGCGCGAUUGCCGUGGUGUUUGAGAAUUGGAGAAUGGUCUUCUACACCGAGACCGUGCGUUCUGACUUCUGUCUCUAG
Molecule: messenger RNA, 282 nt
Organism: Emiliania huxleyi CCMP1516
Lineage: Eukaryota; Haptophyta; Isochrysidales; Noelaerhabdaceae
Exons: 3
Coding region: 1-282 (93 amino acids)
Source: RefSeq, a predicted model, not a curated record